Molecule: messenger RNA, 3480 nt
Organism: Neoarius graeffei (lesser salmon catfish)
Lineage: Eukaryota; Metazoa; Chordata; Actinopteri; Siluriformes; Ariidae
Gene: stxbp5a
Product: syntaxin binding protein 5a (tomosyn)
Exons: 27
Coding region: 1-3480 (1159 amino acids)
Biological process (GO): regulation of exocytosis; regulation of protein secretion
Cellular component (GO): SNARE complex; plasma membrane; cytoplasm
Molecular function (GO): syntaxin binding; GTPase activator activity; myosin II binding
Source: RefSeq, a predicted model, not a curated record
AUGAAGAAGUUUAAUAUUCGGAAGGUGCUGGACGGCUUAACGGCUGUCUCAUCGCCCUCAGCGGCGCCGCAUGCAGGGGCCAAAGAAAACGACUUCAUCCUCCCGGAGACGCUCCAGUCCGAGCACUUCCAGCUCUGCAAGACUGUCCGCCAUGGUUUUCCCUAUCAGCCAUCUUCCAUGGCCUUCGACCCGGUCCAGAAAAUACUUGCCAUCGGGACUCAGAGUGGAGCAUUACGGUUAUUUGGUCGUCCUGGUGUGGAAUGUUACUGUCAGCAUGAGAGUGGAGCAGCUGUCAUCCAGCUACAGUUCCUCAUCAAUGAGGGGGCGCUAGUGAGUGCUUUAGCUGACGACAGCAUUCACUUAUGGAACCUGCGUCAGAAGAGACCAGCUGUGCUGCACUCCCUUAAGUUCAACAGGGAGAGGAUAACAUUCUGUCACCUGCCUUUCCAAAGUAAGUGGUUGUACAUUGGCACAGAACGAGGAAACAUCCACAUUGUAAACGUGGAGUCCUUCACCCUCUCAGGAUACACCAUCAUGUGGAACAAAGCCAUUAAACUGUCCUCCAAGGCCCACCCUGGUCCUGUCGUCCACAUAAGUGAUAACCCAAUGGAUGAAGGCAAGCUCAUAAUAGGAUUUGAGUCUGGCAUUGUGGUGCUGUGGGACUUGAAGUCAAAGAAGGCUGACUACCACUAUACUUAUGAUGAGGCGAUCCAUUCUGUGGCCUGGCACCAUGAGGGGAAGCAGUUCAUCUGUAGUCACUCAGACGGCACACUGACCAUAUGGAAUAUAAAGUCCCCAGCCAAGCCUGCACAGACAAUCACCCCACAUGGAAAACAGCCUAAGGAUGGAAAGAAGCCAGAGCCAUGUAAACCCAUUCUGAAAGUAGAGUACAAGACAACGAGGGCAGGGGAUCCAUUUAUGAUCCUGUCUGGUGGGCUAUCAUACGACACAGUUGGUCGGCGGCCAUGUUUGACUGUUAUGCAUGGGAAGACCACUGCCGUGCUGGAGAUGGACUAUCCUAUCGUAGAUUUCCUCACACUAUGUGAAACGCCAUAUCCUAAUGAUUUUCAGGAACCUUAUGCUGUAGUGGUCCUUCUAGAAAAGGAUUUAGUUGUUAUUGACCUCGCACAAAAUGGCUACCCUAUCUUUGAGAACCCUUACCCCUUGACAAUUCAUGAGUCUCCGGUGACGUGUUGCGAAUACAUCGCUGACUGUCCCAUAGACCUCGUUUCUGCACUUUAUUCGGUCGGCUCCUGCCAAAAACGACAGGGCUACAGCAAAAAGGAAUGGCCUAUAAGUGGUGGAAACUGGGGCCAGGGCACUCAAAGCUAUCCAGAAAUAAUAAUAACUGGGCAUGCUGAUGGUUCUGUGAAGUUUUGGGAUGCCUCUGCAAUAAUGCUCCAGGUAUUGUACAAGCUGAAGACAGCCAAGGUGUUUGAGAAAGCACGCAGUAAGGAGGAGAAAGCGUACACAGAGAUAGUGGACGAGGAUCCAUUUGCCAUCCAGCUCAUGGCUUGGUGUCCUGAUAGCCGGAUGCUGUGUGUCGCUGGUGUGUCUGCUCACGUCAUCAUCUACAGAUUCAGCAAACAGGAGAUCUUGACUGAGGUCAUACAGUUAUUGGAGGUCCGAUUGCAGUAUGAGCUGAAUGAUCUCGAGUCACCGGAAGGGGACCAGACACCAGCUCCUCCCACUCCAAACACCUCACCGAGUCUGCAGAAUGCCGCCCCGCACACACAUCCCUCUAGCAGCAGCAACUCAUCUGAUGGCAUAAGAGAUAAUGUGCCCUGUCUCAAGGUGCGCAGCAGUCCUCUGAAACAGUCUCCUGGAUAUCAGGUGGAGUUGGUGGUUCAGUUACUCUGGGUCAGUGGAGAGCCACCGCAACAGAUUAGCAGCCUGGCCAUCAACUCCUCAUAUGGCCUUGUGGUCUUUGGCAAUACGAAUGGCCUGGUUGUGGUAGAUUACCUCCAGAAGACUGUUCUGUUGAAUUUGAGCACUGUAGAGCUGUAUGGAUCCAGCGACCCUUAUCAGAGACAACCCCGAUCACCUCGCAAGAGCAGGCAGCCCUCUGGGGGGCUGUGUGACAUCAGCGAAGGCUCAACUACGUCAGAGGAUCGCUGCAAAUCCCCCACCUCAGAAACAGACAGAGAGAACAUUUCUAACUGCAAAAUGCUUUACUUCCUUCCCAAAAAAGUGUUGACGUCUAACCAUCAGCAAUUCUACAAUGGCGGCGGUAGAGGAGCAAAGAUGUCACGGAAAUUAAGCUUGCCUACUGAGCUAAAGCCAGACUUGGUCUUACUCUCUGUAUGUCCACCACGGGGUGCCAUACCACUAGACAACAGGGACAACUCAUUCUGCCGCUCACGCAGCUCAAGUGUGACCAGUAUUGAUAAGGAAGCACGGGAAGCCAUAACGUCAUUCUACUUCACCCAGACAUACACACGUAAAAUGGACAGCUCCCUAAGCCCUGCCCUGUGGGUAGGCACCUCCCUAGGUACGGUCCUUGCUAUCUCCCUAAACAUGCCCCCUGCAGGAGAGCAACGGCUACUGCAGCCAGUCAUCGUCUCACCCAGUGGCACUUUCAUUCGACUAAAAGGAAGCAUCAUCCGGAUGGCAUUCCUGGAUGGGUCAGGCUCAAUGCUCCCACCCGCCUCAGAGCUGUGGUACGAACCAAACACUGACAGUGAGGAGGAGAAGGAGAGAGUGAGGAGGAGGAGGCCAGUGUCUGUCUCACCCUCCACCUCACAAGAGCUGAAUGAGAGCCAGUACAUGGUGGUAUGCUCAGAGAAACAGGCCAAAGUGAUUUCACUACCGUCACAAACCUGCAUCUUCAAGCACAACAUCACAGAGACAUCGUUUGUGCUGCGGGCAGACGUGGUGCAUGUGGGCCCAGGCAUCUGUGUGGCAUGCUUCUGUGCCAAUGGACACAUCAUGACCCUCAGUUUGCCUGGGCUCAGACCAUUGCUGGAUGUAAACUACUUGCCACUGACAGACAUGAGGAUAGCCAGGACAUUCUGCUUCACCAACCUGGGCCAGGCCAUGUACCUGACCUCCCCCACUGAGAUCCAGAGGAUAACGUACAGCCAGGAUGUCUGUGAGAACUUGCAGGAGAUGCUCGGCGAGCUGUUCACUCCAGUGGAGACACCAGAGGCUCCAAACAGGGGAUUUUUUAAGGGCCUUUUUGGAGGAGGGGCACAGUCCCUGGAUCGAGAAGAACUCUUUGGGGAGUCCGGGGCAGGUAAGGCAUCCCGGAGCCUUGCUCAACACAUCCCUGGACCAGGGGGCAUUGAGGGCAUGAAGGGGGCAGCGGCAGGUAUUGUAGGUGACCUGGCUCGUGCAAGGAUAGCGCUGGAUGAGAGGGGGCAUAAACUGAGCGAGGUGGAAGAGCGGACAGCGGCCAUGAUGGCUAGCGCUGAUUCGUUUUCCAAACAUGCCCAUGAGAUGAUGCUGAAGUGUAAGGAUAAGAAAUGGUACCAGUUCUGA